AUUUUAUCGCUUGUGAUGGUGAUAUUCUGUUACAAUGUGUCUGUUCGUGUUAUGUCCUUGAUGAUGAAUAUACAUAAGCUAACAGUGUACCUUCUCUACGGCCUCAUCCUGCUUCAAGCAUACAGUAUGAAACUACACUACACCAGUGGGCUGCGGCUUAUCACGUGGUUACUGCGCCGGCCACAUUGGCAUAGAUCGACGACUGUCACUCGGCGGUGGAUGGUCAGCGGGUGUCUGAUGGCUGCUAACGGUGUGUUGGUGUAUGCCGCGUGUAGGAGUACUAUGAAGGCUCUUAUCAAAGAACUUUCCACAUCCCUACGUGUUGGUAUUUCUCAAUAUCUUACGGAGCCAUAUUGGAAAACUUUACUGGAUACAAUGCAGGUGGAGUUAAGUUGCUGUGGCGCUGAUCAGCCAAGCGAUUGGAAUGAAAUACCGUGGUUAAAUAUCGACUUUCUUAAUGAAUAUUCGGACCUUGUUAUGAAGUUAGCAGGCACCGACGGGAAGGUGCUACCACCGGUAACUCCGUACUCGUGCUGCUCGCCCGCCGUGCUGGCAGCGUGCUACCACGACCCCUUGCAGCAGUGGGAGUGGCGCUGGGCGUGGCAGUCCCACUCGCCGCUAGCGGGCGCGUCGCUCCACGCGCGCGGCUGCGUGUCGGCCGUGCGCGAGCCGCUCGCACGCGCCGCGAGAGCGCUGCAGGCCUGCACCGCACUCGCUGUGGGGCUGCAGGUGGUGAUAAUGAUAGUGACUCAGUUGAUGCGCACGAGCGCCCGCGCGGCCGCGCUGAGCGGGGACGCGGCGGGCGCGGGGCGGGCUUCGCUGCUGUACGCCUCUCCGCCUUCAGAG
Molecule: messenger RNA, 846 nt
Organism: Colias croceus (clouded yellow)
Lineage: Eukaryota; Metazoa; Arthropoda; Insecta; Lepidoptera; Pieridae
Product: photoreceptor outer segment membrane glycoprotein 2-like
Exons: 7
Cellular component (GO): membrane
Source: RefSeq, a predicted model, not a curated record